This is a messenger RNA of Hylaeus volcanicus, 1746 nucleotides long. RefSeq names its product GDP-mannose 4,6 dehydratase (gene Gmd). The record is from RefSeq and is a predicted model, not a curated record. Gene Ontology annotation, molecular function: GDP-mannose 4,6-dehydratase activity. The coding region runs from base 284 to 1354 and encodes 356 amino acids. NCBI's taxonomy places the organism in Eukaryota, Metazoa, Arthropoda, Insecta, Hymenoptera, Colletidae. Gene Ontology annotation, biological process: GDP-mannose metabolic process. The transcript has 7 exons.
UGAUAAAAUAAUAAUUUACAAGCGAAGAUGAGCAAAAUCCUACCUAGAUGCGAAAUUUCGAAUAACGUAAAAAAGUAAACAAGUUCGGAUUUCUAUCGUGAUUGUAUAUCGUUCGAAAGGCGUGUAUGUUAAUUUAUGAGCCGACGGCCGAAUGUGUGAUUAUCAAGCGAACUGGAAAAAACAUAUUACCUUAUCAGAUACGAUAACGCACUGACGAGUUGGCAAUAUUCGGUAGAAUUCGAAAAGGUGAAGAGAAAAUAAUUUUCUUUUCCAAUUUGUCGAGAUGGCAACCGGUGAUGGGAGACGCGUCGCACUAAUUACGGGCAUUACCGGACAAGAUGGUUCCUAUUUAGCAGAAUUCCUGUUGGAGAAGGGGUAUGAUGUUCAUGGUAUAAUUAGGAGAGCUAGUUCCUUUAAUACUGCUCGCAUUCAACAUCUUUAUGCGGAUCCAAAAUGUCAUCGUCAGGGCAAAAUGAAACUGCACUAUGGCGAUAUGACAGAUUCCAGUAGUUUAGUUAAAGUAAUUAGCACUGUGCAACCGACAGAAAUUUAUAAUCUUGCUGCUCAAAGUCACGUUAUGGUAAGUUUCGAAGUAAGCGAAUACACUGCUGAAGUAGAUGCAGUAGGGACAGUUAGAUUACUAGAUGCAAUACGUACUUGUGGUCUAGAAAAAUCUGUAAAAUUUUAUCAUGCAUCGACAUCUGAACUUUAUGGCAGAGUGGUAGAAGUACCUCAAAAUGAAAAGACUCCGUUCUAUCCUCGUUCACCAUACGCUUGCGCAAAAUUGUACAGCUUUUGGAUAGUGGUAAACUAUAGAGAAGCGUAUAACAUGUUCGCGUGUAACGGUAUACUAUUUAAUCACGAAAGUCCGCGCAGAGGAGAGAAUUUUGUCACAAGGAAAGUGACUAGAUCGAUAGCAAAAAUACAAUUAGGUUUACAAGACGUUUUUGAACUAGGAAAUUUAGAUGCUAAACGGGAUUGGGGACAUGCAAAAGAUUAUGUUGAAGCAAUGUGGUUAAUGUUGCAACAACCAACUCCGGAUGACUUUGUGAUAGCGACAGGCGAAACGCAUAGUGUUAGAGAAUUCGUAGACGCGGCUUUUGAGUAUGUAGGUCGUACAAUUAAAUGGAAAGGUGAGGGUGUGAAUGAGAUAGGACAAGAUGCACAAACCGGACAAGUAUUAGUCAGAGUGAAUCCUAAGUACUUCCGUCCAACGGAAGUUGAUGUACUUUUGGGUGAUGCUACUAAAGCAAAGGAAAAAAUAGGUUGGAAACCGACGAUUGCAUUCAAGGAUCUGGUAAAAGACAUGGUGGACUCCGAUUUAGAAUUAAUGAGAAAAAAUCCAGUCGCCUAAAGUUGUUAAUUAUUCAUGAAGAGCUAUGUCAUUUAUGAAGAACCUUGAUGUAUUUGCUGAACACAUUCUAUGUCUCUAUGAGACAAUGAUACUUAAUUAAGAUACACUUAUUGUAUUAAAAGAAUUUUAAUAUUAUUUUGUAAAACUACAUAUUCUUAGGUUAGAUGUGAACAAGCUUUGAAGUAAGAGAUUUAAUACUAUUAGGUGCUAAGAUAAAAUAGCCUCGUUCAGCAUCUGAUCCGAGAUAUGUGUAUACAUAAAACUUAACAAUAAUAUAUGUAACACAUGUUGAUAGUAAAUAUUACAUUUAAUCUAUUCCUUUUAUAGGUGCUGAUUUACACAUAUAUAUGUAUACAUUAAUGGAUUAUAUAAAAAUUAAUAUUUUCAAGAUU